GAGCUCAAGCGCCAAACCCAACUACCUACGAAGCAGCAGCGCCAUCUUGUGGACACAUGAGCACCGUAGCGGACAGUGACACAGCAGGAGGCGGAGGGGGGCAGACCGGAUCUUUCAAAAGGGAAGAGGCCAGGGACAGGCAGCCAGCCCCGGCGUCUCUUCUCUCACUUCACCUGUAUUAACCUUCAGUGCAAGCCCGGGAGCCCGAGCAGGGGGCUGUGUCAGUGUUCGUAGGAUGUCCCGACAUGAAGGCGUGAGCUGUGACGCGUGUUUAAAAGGCAACUUCAGAGGUCGACGAUACAAAUGUUUAAUAUGCUACGACUACGACCUGUGUGCAUCGUGCUACGAGAGCGGUGCGACUACAACUAGACACACGACAGAGCAUCCCGUGCAGUGUAUAUUAACCCGAGUUGACUUUGACCUGUACUACGGUGGAGAGCCGUUCUCAGUGGAGCAGCCCCAGGCCUUUACAUGUCCCUACUGUGGCAGAAUGGGCCACACAGAGAUUUCGCUGCAGGAACACGUGGCAGCCGAGCACACGGAGACCUCCACAGAAGUGAUCUGCCCCAUAUGUGCAGCGCUGCCGGGAGGCGACCCAAACCAUGUGACGGAUGAUUUUGCUGCUCAUCUCACGCUUGAACAUAGAGCGCCCAGAGACUUGGAUGAGUCCAGUGGCGUGCGGCACGUGAGGAGGAUGUUUCACCCAGGCCGUGGGCUGGGUGGUCCACGAGCCCGCAGGACUAACAUGCACUUCACCAGUAACACCACUGGGGGGCUCUCCACCAGUCAGAGCUCCUCACAGAGUUCCAACUAUGGCAGGGAGGCUAUGGACCCUAUAGCAGAGCUUCUUUCCCAGUUGUCAGGGGUGAGACGUUCAGCUGGAGGUCAGCUCAGUUCGGGGCCCUCGGCUUCCCAGCUCCAACAGCUACAGAUGCAGCUCCAGUUGGAGCGUCAGCAGGCACAGGCAGCACGGCAGCAGCUGGAAUCUGCACGAAACGCCAGCCGGGGCGCUGGUCGAGCCAACGCCAUCCUUAAUCCCAACUCAGUGGCCGCAAACACCAACCCCGGUGCCAACCACAACAGAAACUCCAGUCCUAACCACGGUCCUGCUGAGUCCAACACACAGCACACUGCACAUAACUCCCAGUUUCUCCUCAGCAGGUUGAGUGAACCCCGGCUGUCGGAGGCCGAGCGUCAGCUGUAUGAGGCCCAGUGGGCCGACCGCAGCCUGUUUGUGACGGAGCUGCUCCUGUCCACACUGCUGCCCAACAAGGACACGUUGGCCUCCUCCUCUUCCGAGGACGACUGCCACGACUCGUUACGGAACUUCGCCGACUUCGAGGCGAUGGGCUGUGUUGAGGUCAUGACCUUGGACCUGGCACUGGAGAACCUGAAUCUCACAGAGAUGAAACCGAUGCCCAAAAUGUCACCUAUGAAGAAAGAGCCCCCGGCACCUCCCCUUUGAUGACAUGGCCACUCCCUCCCCUCAGUCCACCAUUGUUACUGGCUGACGGAGUCUGAGUCAGUCCAACUGCCAAUGGAUAACAAAAAAAAAAACUGCAGUUUUUUUUUUCAUUAUUUUUUUGGCUUCAUUUUUUCCCCCCUCAGUGAUUGUUUUUUCAGCUCUGUCGCCGCCCCCUCCUCCCCUACCUCUCUCACACCCCCACACAUCAACACCAUGUUUAUUACGUUGUGUACAUUGAAAAUAAGUAGUGAGACGGGAGAAUGUUCUAGUGAGUGUGUGAUGUGUGCGUGCGUGUGUGUGUGUGGGAGAGAGAGAGAGACAAAUAACUAUAUAAAUAUUAUACAAAAAUCUAUAUGAACGCUGAUAAUCAAGAUCACAUAACCGGAGUCCAUUUUAGCAUAAGAAGCAGAGAGUAGUUAGUUGUUGAAGAGAGAGAAGACGUCAUACACCCACUCACCCCAGGGGGGAGCAAGCGGACGGAGAUCUUCCAUUCAUAGUUAUUAAUGAUAUUAAUGACACAGAAAAAGUGCUCGGAAGGAUUACCGCUACUUAAGCAUGAGCCUGAAUCACCACGUGCCCGUUUUAACUGCACAGUCACCAGGAGGGGGCGGUACAUGUCUUAUAACUUCAUGGUGCUCUGCGCCACCUGUAAGUGUUUCUCUAGUACUGCACAGACAUAUGAGGACAGACGUUGAUUGGCUCCUCCCAUCUCCACUCUCACCAAUUACCAACCUUACAUGACAUCACUUGUUCCGGGUCAUGUGACCUCUUUUUAUAUCGACUGUGGGCACUUUGGUUUUAAAAUUGAAUAUCCGGUGUCUGUUUGUGUACACUACAGCUCUACGUAAAGGCAAGUCACAAGUUUUGAAGGCAAAACACUCAAUAGGUUUUAUUAUUUUUUAAAUCUGGACAAACGUCUCAACCCCUGGUCUACCUUUAGUUUUACCCUCCCUCUGUGUCCGUUUCAAGGAUGACUAGAUGCUCCUCACCUCUUCCCACUUUCUGAAACAAACCCUCUCUCCAUUACUACAUGAAUGCAAAGCUAAUUCAUGUGACUUGAAGGAGAGAAUCUCAAAUGUCUCUUUCCAUUGAUUUCUCAGUCAGAAACCCGGUCUUUGUUUGCCUCCACUGCUACCUGAAGAAAUGCAAAUGUAAGGUUUUUUUUGGCUCAGCAGAGGAGCCAAAACGACAGGGUAAACCUUUCGGUUUGGAGGACAAUAAACAUGUUUUGAAUGGAAAUGAACUAACCCAGCGCUGCUCUCUGGUUCUCUGCGUCUGUCUGUGGCUAACUUCCUGUUCGCCGUGUACAAACUAAUAAACACUAGUCCU
This is a messenger RNA of Cynoglossus semilaevis (tongue sole), 2794 nucleotides long. Its product is annotated as E3 ubiquitin-protein ligase KCMF1-like. The transcript has 7 exons. Gene Ontology annotation, molecular function: zinc ion binding. The record is from RefSeq and is a predicted model, not a curated record. Gene Ontology annotation, cellular component: plasma membrane. The coding region runs from base 236 to 1465 and encodes 409 amino acids. Lineage: Eukaryota; Metazoa; Chordata; Actinopteri; Pleuronectiformes; Cynoglossidae. Gene Ontology annotation, biological process: synaptic signaling.